Molecule: messenger RNA, 7166 nt
Organism: Cinara cedri
Lineage: Eukaryota; Metazoa; Arthropoda; Insecta; Hemiptera; Aphididae
Source: the annotation of a GenBank genome assembly
CGACGACCGACGGCUACUGUCCAACAAUCAUUCGAUAGCGGAACGUUGAGUCGUUGACGGGCAGAUUAACGACCGCCACAGGACGUAACGGGCGAUCUGCGCGCGACACGACCCAAAAGGCCAAACCGCUGUGCGCAGUCUGCCGUCGUCUUCACUUUGCAACACUCGAUCGUAGCCGCCGCCGCCGCCGCCGCCGCCGGUCGCAUUAUGGACAUGGAGAACGUCAAGCAGAUUUUCCGGGAUGCCGGCACCGCGCUCAGCAGAGCCGUCCAGGUCAGUGGAUAGAUGAUUGGUGCCCGUACCGUUGGGUUCGGCACCGUCUGAUCGAUAUCCCGGUUUUUACACGGGACCCGUCCCGUAUGGCCGUACAUUUUGUUUCUUUACUCCCCUCGGCAAUUGUUGCCCUAUGUUCGCCGUCGAAAUUGCUUUGACAAUAUCAGUGGCGUCUGUUUAUGGCUUUUACUCGACGGUUGUUCGUUAAAGGAUAUCAACCAACUACAAAUUACACAAUGUUAACACUCACCCAAAAGUACAAAGAAUCCUAAACGUUAUUUACAACAAAUGCAGCUAAAAAACAUAUUGUACCUAGGUAUUUAAUGAAAACCUAUUAGAACACUAUUUAUCUUGACGGUAAAUUAACAUAAAAUGUGUUGACUUUGCACCGUAUUUAUCUUAUUCAAACUAUAAAACAAUUAUAAACAGAAAUAGAAAAUAAUAUAGGUAGGUACCUAUUUUUUUUUUCUUUUAUUGGUGUAACAAGGUUCUUCUUUACUUAUAAUAAUAAUAUCAUGUUGAUAAUCGAAUAAAACUGUUUAAACGUUAGGUACAUAUUAGUACAAAUUGCCUACUUUUACAAAACCACAUAAUGUUUAACUAUCUUACAAUAUGUUUAUACAAGUGUAUCAAUUAUUGUCUAUUAUAAUGGAAACAUAAUGACAAUAACAACAUCUUUGAGCUUUUAAUCCUAAAAUAAAUACAUUGUAUAAUAAAACCUAUAUCAAAUCACUUUUUUCUUUUAUUUGUUUGGUUAAUUUUGAAACAUAUGUUAGCAAAAAUAUAACACUGAUGUAGGAAAUCAUUAUAGAAAUAUUUUUAUUUAUUAAAAAUAUUAUAAAUAUAUUUAUUAUAAAUUACAUUUAUUACCCCCAUGUAAAAUUAAUAAUCCAAUAAUUAUAAUAAUAAUCUACUUAUAUUUUGUAGGUAUUUCUUUAUUUAGGCAUAAAGUGAUCUCAUCUUGUCUUCUUCUCAUGUGAUAAUUCAUCAUUCUAUAUCCUUUUCAAACGUGCCCAGCCCACUCUUUUCGUAUAAAUGUUUUAACUUUUGGUUUUUAAAAAAGCUCGAAGAUUUCCUUGUUCGUUCUUAUAUGGUACACCCCAUUUUCAGCAAUUAGACCAUAAAUUCGACAGAGCACUUUCCUCUCAAAAACUAACAGCUUUUCUUUGUCUUCUUUCAUUAUCUAUCACGUUUUGCAACCAUAUGCUAAGACUGGCCGUAGGCAACUUAAGUAUAGGUUAAUCUUUGAUAGCUUUACUAAUGCAAAAUAUCCUUUAUUGACUACUGAGAUUCUUAAAUUUAUUUUGUUGUUUAUAUUUUUGGUUCAUUUAUUUUUGUACGUAGGUAUCUAACAGAGUAUUUAAAGUCCUUUAAUGUGUUAUUGGAAUGUGUAAUUCCCAACAACUAGGUCUGUACAAUUACUAUGACCUCUACUAACGACCAAAUAUUUUAUUAAUACCUAUAAUAUAAGUAAAUUGUUUAAUAAGAAAUAAUACAUAAAAUAAAAUAAAAUGUAGGUGAGAAUAGUAAAGGAUAUAAAAGGUAAUUUAGUUUAUAUGCCUAUUGUGUGUAACAAUAAAGGCGCGGUUUGUCGUAGCGGUCAGCGAUUUGGUGACGCCACACACCAAGCAUUUGUUUCAUGAGUGGUCUAGUAUAAACAGUAUAUUUUUUACAGUUGUUACAAUGAUAUAUCCAACUUUGGUUGUUAUCAUAUAGUUACAAACACAUAUUAUUUUUCAUUAUUUUGUAAUUAUACUACUUAUUAUUCAUUCAAUAUAUCAAGUUCUGAUGAAAAGCAACUUCUUCUUCUAUUUAUCCUUCAAAAUAAAAGAAAAAAAAAUAUUCUGAGCAGAGUUUAAUAUAUUAAUAUUUUUUAGUACAUUUAAAUGGAAAACGUAUACAUUUUAAUAAAAAAUAGAUUACCUAUGACACUACACUGAUUUUUUACUAUUAAGUAUUCAGUGAAAAUAUCUGGUUUCUUCAAUUAAUUUUCAUUAAAUUACAACAAGAAAACAGAAAUAUUCCUGUUUUCCGGUUUUUUCUUAAUUGUCUUAAUAGACAAUUAUUAGAGCCAUCAAAAUAUCACCUCUAUGUAUUAACUAAGUAAAAUUUAAUUCUUGAAACCUCCCCGAAGUUGAUGUUUAGAGCAAUUCUUCUGAUUCAAAACUUGUUUUUAGACCUGAAAAUUUUUAAAAUUUUAUAAAUUUCAAUGUAAAUCUAAUAUAUUACUUGCUUUCACAGGAUCUAAAAAAAAAUCUUUGAUAGAAAAUUUAAUCUUUGGGUGCAAAUUUUUGAAUAAGUAUCUAAUUUCACAAAUAAUUUGUAUUUAUAAUUUAAUCUGAUUUGACUAUACAGUACAUUGGUACUUACAAAAUAGGUGCUAAUACAAUUGUAUUACAGUGGUUAACAUUUUUUAUUUUGUAGUUUACCGAAGAGAAAUUGGGUAAAGCAGAAAAGACAGAACUGGAUCCUAAUUUUGAACAAUUGGUAACCUUCUGCGACAGCACCAAACAAAACACUGAAACUAUAUUGAAAAACAUGGAAUUUAUUUUGAACUCUAAUCCUGGUAACUACUUACCUAAGAUAUAUCUUCAAAUACAAUUAUGUUUGAAAAUUGAUAAAUAUUUAUCCUUAAACUUUAGUCACACAGUUAUAAAUAUUACAAUUUUUCAGGUAUGAGAGUAGAAAAUCUCUUUUUUUUGGACAAGAAGAAGUCUGGACUUAGUAGUUUGGAAUACUUGGGACUUGCUAUGACCGAAGCAGGAAAUGAGUUUGGUCCUGAUACAGCUUAUGGUAAAGAAGUUAAUAUAUUUUUAUAAUGUGUUCAUUCUUUAAAUAAAUGUGUUCUGUUAUCAUAUCAUAAUAAUAUAUGGUAUUAUAUAUUAGGUAGUGCACUUAUAAAAGUUGGAAAUAUUCAGCAAACCCUGGGACUCAAUCAAAGAGAAUUUAUCAAGUCAACCAAUGACUGUUUCGUAAACCCAAUGAACAAGUAUUUAGAAACUGACAUGAAGACAGUUGUCAAGGAACGUUCGCUUUUAGAAAAAAGAAGGUUUGUAAUAGUUUUGUGAUUUAAUAGUUUAUAAAAAUGUUCAUGUUGACUAAUUACUAUAUAAUAAAUAUUAUAGACUGGACUUGGAUGCUUGCAAAACUCGAGUGCGCAAGACUAGAAUGCUCGCAACAACCAAAACUAAGGUAUGCUGUAUAAUUUAAUUACGUUAAUAUGUUCAGCUUAUGGUUUUUACCAGAUAUUACUUCCAAUUAAAAAAUGACAAGAUAUCAAUUUUAUCCCUUUAAACACUUAGCCAUUGACUAUCAGCUUUUUAUAUCUGAUGUAUUUUUUGUAAUAAUUGGAAAAACCAAAAAAGAGGAAAUUUACAAUUUUUUUUUUAAAUUAAGGAACAACAAUUUUAUCAUUUCAAAUUGUUACGAUUUCCAUUUUUACCAAAAAUAUAAAUAGAAAAACAUGAAGAGAUAUUUUUAAAAUUUUUAAUCUAGUGUGUGACCAAACAGUUGGUUUUUGAUUUUCUUUGUAGUUUUUUAUUAUUUUUUUUAAUUUUGUUUUUUUAUUUAAUUCAGUUCAACAUUUUUAUAGAAACUUAAAAUGUUGACAGAAAACUUAUAUUUACUUUUUCUAGACAUGGUAUAACUUUUAGAACUUUUAAACUAUUUAUAGACAUUUUAAUUUUGCAAGUCAUUUAUGUAUUUUUAUUUAAAAAGGUAGGUACUCUUUAAAUAAAUUGUUAAGACUUAACAGAAGUGCUUGAAAGUUAGAUAGAAGGUUCAUUAAAAGUUGUACUUAGUGGUAAAAAAAAAAAUAGCUAAAUAUAUUAUUUUAUUUUUAAGUAUACGUGUUUAAAAUUGAAUUUUGUUAAAAAUCAAAAAUAUUACUACUUUUCAAAACAUGUAUAACUGAACUUCGAUCUAAAUCAUUUUUUAUUAGCGAUGGUUUAUCUUUAUAAACUUAGUUAUGAAUUUAAUAACUUUAUGUAUCUCACCUUUUCCACUACUUACCUAUAACAAUGACUGUACCUGUCUCCAGUAUCAGCUCUUUUUUUUAUAUUUGUGGUUGUCUUGUGCAAUUGUUUUUAAAGAUUAAUACAUUUAAUAACAUUUAAAUGGUUGUUUAAAUGUAUUUUUCAUGCAGCAAGAUGACUCUGGUCCGACCACAGAAGAGUUAAUAGAAAAGGUAAAAAGAACCAAACUGAAGUGGAGCAUAUAUUAGUUAUAUGUAUUUUAUUAUACUAAACUUAAUAAAUAACUGUUGAUGUUUAUUAUUAUUAUUAUAUAUCUAUUAAUAUUAGAAUUUUUGAUUUUUUUAACUCUUAGGCUGAACUUGAUCUUAAGAUAGCUCAAGAAGAAUUUGAUCGCCAGGCAGAAAUUACCAAAUUAUUAAUGGAAGGUGUUCCCAGCGCUCAUCCUCAACAUUUACAACAUUUGUUAGACUUUGUGGAUACACAAGCCGCUUUCUAUUUGAGAUGUCAUGAAUCUUUGAUGAGUCUCCAGUCAGAUCUUUCUGGGUAUGUUUAACAUAUAGGUAUCCAAAUAAUUAUACAAACAACAAUGAAAAAAAAAAAUAAUGGGAUUAAGGAGUUUCUGUCUUUGUCUUACACAUGUGAGAUAUAGGGAUUUAGACACGUAUUUCCAACAUACAGAUUAAUCUAGAAAAACGAUAAGAAUUCUUAUAGCAAAUUUGAAUUUAUCAUGAAAUCUACUUAAAAUCAACUUUCCCACUUUUGAUUUUUAAUUUUAAUUUCUCAAAAAAUAUUUAAAAAUUCCAUUUUUCCAAUUACUCUUUUAUUAAUAUAGCUUUUUAAGAAUUUAAGGAGAUAAAUUAAAAAUUGGUAAAGUUGAUCUCAAGUAGACUUCACAGCAAAUUCAAAUCUGCUUUCAGAAUUCUUAUUGCUUCAUGCUGGAAAUAAAACAUUUCUAUAUUCCUAUAUCCCUCCCCCACUCCAUUUGAAAGGUUUGAAUGCAUUUAAGAAUGAUAAUUAAAUGUAAUAUUGUGAUGUAUCAAACAUUUACACUGUUGUCAAUAUAGUUGACCAUCACUAAUUAAUAAUCACUUAAAUAGUUUUUUUCAAUUGUUUAAUUAUGUAUUAAUACUUUUAUUUAUGUACAAAUUAUCUGAUAUAACAUUUUAUAUUUGAAAUUCUGGUUGAAAUAUAUUUCACACAUUUUAGGUUUCCUACUGAACAAGAUAACAUUGCAACAUUGUCACCUGAUACUCCUGCUUUGGGUCGCAUACAACAAGCUAAAGUUAUUACCAGUCAAGAACCACGCGAUUCCCAUGAUUUAAGAUUAAGUGCAGGAGAAGUAAGUUACUUAUGUCUAUAAAUAUCACACAUUGUACCUUUAAAAUUGCAUAUAAGUGUUUAGUUAGGUAAUUCAUUUUUUAAUUGCAAUACAAUCAGUUAAGUCUAAAACAAAAAUGUAUAAAAUGAUAAAUGUACCUAUGUUUGUAUAAUUUUUUUUUUUUUUUAACAGAUCAUUAGUAUUGAUGUAAAUUCAGACAUCGGUUCAAACUAUUUUAUUGGUAAAAAAAUCCAAAAAGGAAAAGUUUAUAAAAGCAACGUUAGGCUUUUAAACCAAGGUUAAGUCUCUUUUCGCAUCACUACUUUACACAUUCCUCCGAGAUCAAUAUUUUUACAAUAUGCUUUAUAUUUUUUUUGUGUCUCAUAUAUUUUCAUCUAAAACUUUACCUUUGAAUCUUUUAGAAAAUGAUAUACUUAUAUAUGUAUGUAUUAUCUAUUGUUAUUUACUUUAUACUUAUUUUACUUUCAAUGGCACUUGAAUCUUGUUCUAGCAUAUCUAAAAUAUUGUUCUAUUUUAACAUUAAGUUAUUUUAUCUGCUUUAUUGUGUUUUAAAACUUCUAUUUUGUUUGUGAUAAGUUAUGAAAUUAUUUAUUUGAUCUGAUUUAUAAUAUGUAAUUGUAUGUUAUUAGUUUCUUGAUAUUAUUAUUAUUAUUACUAUUUAACAAUAUGUCAUCUUUUACAGUAACAGUAAGCUUAAUAUGAAAGUUGUAUGAUACUAUACUAAAAUAUUCUUACAAAAUUUAAAAUUAUAUCACAAAUUAUAAUUUUAAUUACAAGGAAAAUAAUUUAUUAUUAUUAUAUUAAAUCAAAUGUAUCUAUCAUAAUUUUUUAAAAGUAACAUUUAUUGAAUUUUAAUUAAUAUUCAAGCAUCGUAAAAUGUUAAAUGUGUUGGUUCUAAAAAAAGUUAUGUAAUCAAUUUUUAAUUAUUAUUGCCAUAUAACUGGUUUUAUAUUUAUUAAAUGUUUUUAAAUUUAAUAAUUUAAUAUUACUAAUUUCAGAAUAUAAUUCAAAACGCAUUUGUGUAUAUUGAGAUAAAUUAGUAACUUGAUCAAAAUUUUUAGCAAUUAUUAACAUAUUAUUUUCUAACUUAGUCAAUUAUUUAAACAUUGUAUAUUUAUAAGUCACCAAAGAUUAUUGAUAGUCAUCUGAAAUUAACAAAACCUAAUAAAUUAUUUACUGUUGAUCUGUUAGGUAUUUAUUUUAUAAUCACAAUGUAGAGACUAUCUAAAUAUGUUUGAAAAUUGUCUAAUUUACUAUUUACUAUCUUGUAAACUGAUUGAUAGUUUCUAAACUUAAUCAUUACAGGCUUAACAAUCCUAUUCUUCUGAUACAUUUUAUAAUUGAUUUAUAUUAUAUACUAAUGAAUUAAGUUUAUUUUAAUGUAGUCAAAUUUAAUUUUAGAAAUAUGUGUUGUUUAAUAUUGUGUGUUUUAAUGUCAAUAUUUUUAAUCGUAACAGUUUAUGGACAAAUUAUACAAUUAAUGUUACUUAUAUGAAUUUAAAUAAAACAAACUUAUUCCUUAUUUAAUCUUUUUAUUUUAUUUAAAGCAAUAUUUAAUCAUUUAUAAUUUAUCAAAGGCA